UGAGCGGGGCUCGGAGCUGGAGCCCGGGACAGGUGGGGUGUGUUCUCCUUCAGGUCAGGCCGAUUCUGUGGUUUUCUUCCGGAAUCCUUAUUUUGAAUGUAUCCUUAAGGAACUGUGUCUUGUAGAAGCACUUAAAGGGCUUCAGAUCUCACCGACGUUUGCUGCUUUCCAGUCCCGCCGGCCUGUCUUCCCACUCUGUGACAGUGACGAGCGAGAAUAGGUUGGCAUUAACAUGCAAAGCAGAUAAGUGGCUCGUUCUUGUUCUCUGACAGUUCCCUUGGGAACAUUGAGCACUUUAUUAAGAAGAAAUUCCCCUCCCAGUUUGUUCCAAGUAACAGUAGAUUUGUUCUGCUGUUAUUGAGAGACAGUUCAGUCAUUACAACUUCUGUAACACCAGACUAAAAUACUAAAACAUUUUUUCUGUAAAAAAAAUGUAUAAUUUUUGUUUCAACAGGUUAGAAGUUUAAUUUGUCGUUUUGCUCAUGAUUCUUUAAAUCAUUGCUUUUGUCACCACCUUUUCAUGGCAGCUCCACUCACCACCAACCCCAAGCAGAUUGCAGUCCUCUUACUAGCCUAAAGGUAUAGAGGAGGAAGACCAAGAUAAAACGUGUGUGCGUUUACCUGUGCACAGCGGGGAUUCUGUUUGUGUGAGUGUGUAUGUAUAGCAGAGUACACCAGGAAUUCUUGACCUUGAUUCAUUCUUGUGUUUCAGAGUCUCUUAUCCCUGCAAGUUCUGGGCUCAGAAUUUGUAACUAAGGCUGCCAGCUCUACCUUGUUCUCUUCUGCCCCUGGCUGCAGCACCCCUUGAUAUAAUGUUGUGGCUGUAGCAUGAGAUUUCAAGGAGUUGGCUUACUACUACUGUUGAAGUAAAAAGAACAUUGCCAGAUUGACUCUCCUGUCUAUAGCAAUGUUAGCCUCAAGGAAAAGGAUGACCAGUUCUUCACGCUCCCAAAUCUUUUUUAUGUGGAAGCCAGACAAGGCUCUGAGUGGACCCCACAAGGUAGAAAAGGAAAUCCUUACUUCAAGACACUUGCGUGACACUGAGACCUGUCGACAGAAUUUUAGGAAUUUUUCAUACCCGGACCUGGCUGGUCCUCGAAAGGCAUUGAGUCAACUCCGAGAGCUCUGCCUUAAGUGGCUAAGACCUGAGAUUCACUCAAAGGAACAAAUCCUGGAUCUGCUGGUGCUGGAGCAAUUCCUGACCAUCUUGCCUGGGGAGGUUAGGACUUGGGUGAAGUCCCAGUAUCCAGAGAGCAGUGAAGAAGUGGUGACUCUGGUGGAGGAUUUGACUCAGAUUCUAGAAGAGGAAGCUCCUCAGAACUCUGCCCUUCCCCAAGACACCCCAGAGGAAGACUCCAGAGGAAGACAAGCUUGCCCAGCAUGGUGGCUAAAUGACUUGGUGACCAAAGAGUCAAUGACAUUCAAAGAUGUGGCUGUGGACAUCACCCAGGAGGACUGGGAGCUAAUGCGUCCUGUACAGAAGGAAUUAUACAAGACUGUGACAUUACAGAACUACUGGAACAUGGUUUCUCUGGGACUUACAGUGUACAGACCAACUGUGAUUCCCUUACUGGAAGAGCCAUGGAUGGUGAUAAAAGAAAUUUUAGAAGGACCUAGUCCAGAAUGGAAAACUGAAGCCUAUGCAUGUACUCCAGUAGACAAUCUUUCUAAAUUCAGAAAGAAUGGAACCCAGACCGUCAAAUUAGAAGAAUCAUAUGACUAUGAUGUCAGAUUAGAGAGGCAAACAACAGAUACCUUCAGGAAAAUUUCCACUAAUGAAAGAAAUUUCAGUUUGAAGUCAGUCCUUUCACAAGAAGAUGACCCUACAGGAGAAUAUCUUAGUAAAUAUAUAUAUAGGAAUAAUUUUGAAAAGCACUCAAACCUAAUUGUACAGUUUGAAAGCCAAUCAGAUAAUAAAACUUCUGUGUACAAUGAAGGCAGCGCAGCGUUCAAUCAUGUCUCAUAUGGUAUUGUACAUGGGAAAAUACUUCCUGGAGAGAAGCCUUAUAAAUGUAAUGUGUGUGGGAAAAAAUUUAGGAAAUACCCAUCUCUCUUGAAACACCAAAGUUCCCAUGCCAAAGAGAAAUCUUAUGAAUGUGAAGAAUGUGGGAAAGAGUUUAGGCAUAUCUCAUCCCUCAUUGCACAUCAGAGAAUGCAUACUGGAGAAAAACCAUAUGAAUGCCACCAGUGUGGUAAAGCCUUCAGCCAGCGUGCACACCUUACUAUUCAUCAGAGAAUUCAUACUGGAGAGAAACCCUAUAAGUGUGAUGACUGUGGGAAAGACUUUAGUCAGCGUGCACACCUUACUAUACAUCAAAGGACACAUACUGGAGAGAAACCAUAUAAAUGCUUGGAAUGCGGUAAAACCUUCAGCCAUAGUUCAUCACUGAUUAAUCACCAGAGAGUUCAUACUGGAGAAAAACCUUAUAUAUGCAACGAAUGCGGAAAAACUUUCAGUCAGAGUACACACCUUCUUCAGCAUCAAAAAAUACAUACUGGAAAGAAACCAUAUAAAUGCAAUGAGUGUUGGAAAGUGUUUAGCCAGAGUACUUACCUUAUUCGACAUCAGAGAAUUCAUUCUGGAGAGAAGUGUUAUAAAUGUAAUGAAUGUGGAAAAGCCUUUGCUCAUUCCUCAACUCUUAUUCAACAUCAAACUACCCACACUGGAGAGAAAUCCUAUAUUUGCAGUAUAUGUGGGAAAGCCUUCAGCCAGAGUGCAAACCUUACUCAACAUCAUAGAACACAUACAGGAGAGAAACCAUAUAAAUGCAGUGUGUGUGGGAAAGCAUUCAGCCAGAGUGUGCACCUUACUCAACAUCAGAGGAUUCAUAAUGGAGAAAAACCCUUUAAAUGCAAUAUAUGUGGAAAAGCAUAUAGACAGGGUGCAAAUCUUACUCAGCAUCAAAGGAUCCAUACUGGAGAGAAACCCUAUAAAUGUAACGAAUGUGGGAAAGCUUUUAUUUAUUCCUCAUCACUUAAUCAACAUCAGAGAACUCAUACCGGAGAGAGACCCUAUAAAUGUAAUGAAUGUGAUAAAGAUUUUAGCCAGAGAACAUGCCUUAUUCAACACCAGAGAAUUCACACAGGAGAGAAGCCCUAUGCAUGUCGUAUAUGUGGUAAAACCUUCACCCAGAGUACAAACCUUAUUCAGCAUCAGCGUGUUCAUACGGGUGCCAAACAUCGUAAAUAAUGGGUAUGGGAGACUUCAUUUCGGUUUUAUGACUUUAUCGUUUAAAUUUUAUUUUCUGCACUGUGUGUUAAAACAUUCAAAAGAAAUCCGAAGAAGUGCAAUAUAUGUUAGAUACCACUCAGCAGAAGUAUCAGAAUUAGUAAUAUGGAUAUACCCUAUUUACGUUUAAUGUGAAAUUUGAGGAGAAAACUUUAUUGGCUUCUUAACCUUUGAUAUUGGUUUAAUUUAUUCCAGAAAGAAACCUGAUGAAAGGGUAUUCAGAAACCUGUAAUCAUCAACUCUUACUGUGUACUUCUUAAUGAGGCCUUAUGAGUGUAACUUGGGAAAGAGUCUGUCUAGUAGAGAUUUCACACUAGAGAAUAAUCCUGACAUUAUAGAAAAGGAAAAGCUGCUUAGGCUUUUAUUUUUUCCCAGCUUUGAAGCCUUAAAAUAUAUAAAGGGUUCCCUCUCCUUUUUUACUUCCCCUUUUCCUGUUAUGCCAUAACUGCCAUGUGGAGCCAGUGGGUUUGCCAAAAAAAAAAGUUGAAAGUAUCUUAAAGAUUUCUAUGUGAUCACUGUUUAAUUAUACUUUCCCACAAAUACUGAAGUAUUGAAGAGAAGCUUAAUGAAAGUUGAUGUUAAGAUAAACUAAUGUAUAUAACCCUUAGACGUGUACAGAUUUAGUUAAACAGGCAAAAGUUAAACACCUCAAGCUUAAUCUUUAAAACAUGUUGGGCUAAAUUUUUCACUAGAUGUUGACAUCCAACGUCAUCCUGAAGGAAAAAAUAGGCAAACAGCUCCCAUUAUUUUCACUUGACUCCUAAAUUCUUAAAGGUUCCCCUGUGAUUGUUCUACUGAAGGAAGUUCAUUUUUUCCAUUGAAACACAUGCUUCAUUGAGUGCCUACUGUGCUCGGGCCCCAAACUUCCUGACUGGAUCCUUUCAGGUCUUGUUACAGUGCUGAAAGUCACAACUUAUUUAAGAAACAAAAGACUUUCUAGAGUAAUGAGAGAAAGUAAGGACAUGAUCUUAACUUUGUCAUGGAAUGAGCCUAAGAGACCUGCUAAAUUGGGUUGCCAAAUGCUACCCCAUAUCCCACAACAACAAGGAAGUAAUGAAAGCAGCUAUAUAAAUAAUGUGAGGAAAAAAUAGCAACGGAAAAUUGAGUUCACUGCAGAAAGUGGGUAAGGAAAAAAUCAAAAUGAAAACAGUGAGGAAAGAAAAUACAUAGAUAACUAAUUAAACAAGAUGUAAUUGGACUUGCUUUACCUAAGAAAAUAAGCGUGGCAAGACACUAAAAAUGAAAUGACUGAUUUUUAAGGAAUAAUGGGAAGGCUGGUACUCCAUACAUUUAAGUAAAAUAGAGAUUACUUUAACAUAUCAGGAAAAAUUUUCAUUGGAAAAAGCAUUGAUGUAGUAAUCAUUUAGCAAUGAUAACUGAGUUUGUGGGUCCUAAACAACAUAAAAGGAAAACUGGCAGAAGUGCAAAUAGAAAUAAGCAAAAAAUACUACUGUAUUUAAUAUCCACAGCAUUCCACUAUCAGAAUGUAAAGCCAUCUUCUGAGAGUUGAGAUUUCAACUUCAUCAUUUUCAUUUCUCCAGUGCCUUGCAUAUAGCACAUGGUCAAUAAGUACUGGUUGAAUUAAUUAAUAAAUUAUAUAAAUUCGAGUUGAGUAAAAUUGACUAGCAUGGAGUUGGAAAAUUGGUAGAAUUAAAAAUACUUUUUUGUGUAUACACCAAAUGUUUAACAAAUAUUACUGGGUAAUGGGAACUGCUUAAAAAUGAAGAAUCAAAUCACGGAACAUCUUUGCACAAAGAAAUUUUCCUAAGGUAAAUGAGGGAAAAUUGAUAUAAAUUCUAGUACUGUAAAUAUCAAUUUAAGCAUGUAUUGGCCACAUAACUUUACUUGGACAUUACUGUUUAUAUAACAUCCUACAAACAGGUGCUGAAGGAAAGACCUGGGGUGCUAAGCAUCUUCAAGGCUAUGUUGUUGAAUGUUUUAAGAAAUUGUUUCCUUCACUUUUCCUUACAUUAGUUAACUUUGAUUUCAUAGUAUGUAUCAUCCUUCACAAAGUGCAGGUUGCAAAAUAUUCAAGCUAUGCUUAUUCCAUAGUUAUGUUUUAAAAUAACAGUUUUAUUGAAGAUAUAUAUAUAUACAUUUUUUAUUUUUUAUUUUUUUGGUGCCACUUCAUCCCUUACAGAACACUUCAUUCUCUUGGAAUGAAUGUGUGGAGUGUUACAAUCCAUAGCGCCUUUCUUUACAUUACUUUGUAUUUCCUGCCUUUAUGUGUUUUAUGUAAAUAAUGCAUUUAUAAAGUCUUCCAUUGAUAUAUAGAGGCAGUUAAUGCCCUUAUAAAAUAAUAGAAUAACAAUAACAGAGAA
Molecule: messenger RNA, 5550 nt
Organism: Galeopterus variegatus (Sunda flying lemur)
Lineage: Eukaryota; Metazoa; Chordata; Mammalia; Dermoptera; Cynocephalidae
Gene: ZNF287
Product: zinc finger protein 287
Exons: 5
Coding region: 908-3190 (760 amino acids)
Biological process (GO): negative regulation of transcription by RNA polymerase II
Molecular function (GO): DNA-binding transcription repressor activity, RNA polymerase II-specific
Source: RefSeq, a predicted model, not a curated record